Epinephelus moara (kelp grouper) is the source of this 2187-nucleotide messenger RNA. RefSeq lists its product as uncharacterized. The record is from RefSeq and is a predicted model, not a curated record. Bases 1 to 2187 code for a protein of 728 amino acids. The transcript has 12 exons. NCBI's taxonomy places the organism in Eukaryota, Metazoa, Chordata, Actinopteri, Perciformes, Serranidae.
AUGAGUGCGGAUACUCAAGAGAGUCAGGGCUCUGAAGACGAGGUGGAAACUGUCACCUCAAGAGAUUUUCAGUAUCCCCCUCGAGAUCAGGACUUGGGGAGAAUUGUUAGGUACAUUCACAACAAGAAAAGGCUUCCUGCAGACUUGCCUGCAAAGGUGUAUGGGUUGACAAGUGUGACAACUUACAGUAAAAAAUGCAGCAGAUGUGGAAUGAUGGUGCGAUACCAGGAAUGGGAGGAUGGCUUACAUAACUUUAAUGACAAAGUCAUUCUAACCCUCCAUUUUUGCCUCUAUCUUCGGAACUGCCUCCAGACUCACACAGCUCUGGGUCGAGCCAUCGAGACAUGGGAGCUGACUUCGGGACAGCAGUACCCAAACAAAAAUAGCCUAAUACAUGGAUACCUACAUUUUGAAGCACUGACGGGCCAUGAUUAUAACUUCUCCUGUGUCCGCUGUGGACAUUACCCUCCUGUGGUGGUCAUGGAUCUCCACAAGAGCUGUGUCUUCAGCUUGGCAGUCAGUGAACUGGAGGAUCCACCAGAUGGAUUUGAUGGGGAGGUGGACAUUGAUGAGUUCUGGGACUCUCUAUGUUUAGAGAGGAUUGCGCGUGGUUUUGUUCCAAGUGAUCGACAAAAUCCUUUUGCCGUUAAACCUACGUACCACCACUGGGCCCCGUGGAUUGGACCUCACACCCGCAAAUCCAACAAGGUGCUCAAUACGGAGCAUGAAAAGGUCCACACAACAAGGCACCCAAAAGAACAGACAGAGGUUGACAUAACAGAGGACAGGCUACUGGAUGAAAUAUCUAAUUUGAAGGUCCAUGCCAUCCGAAAGCUCUGCAGGGAGUGCAGAAUUGAUUCCCAAGGUUCCAAAAUGGAAUUGAUUCUACAGCUGAGAGAAGAAAUGAAAACUCGAAGCAAAUAUGAUCAAAUCUUUCAGAAGGUUUGGGGAGCAUCUGGUGGCUGGGCUGUUGUUAUGUGUCCCUGUGGACAGGUUGUCUCGCUGAAAUUUAACAUUAGGGCAGAAAGUCCAAGGGACUUCACUGAUUUAUUGUUAUCUUGGAAGCACAUGCCCAACAUAUGCAUAUAUUACUUUGCAAGAGGUCUGGCGGUGCAUGCUAACCUUAGAGAGCCCGAGACGAUGCCUUUCAGCCCUCAUGAGGGAAGGCUGUUGGACCCCAGCCAUGAAAACUUGCAGUGGGCAUCCAAUGGUGGUAUGGUCAGUUUACCAUGGCUUAACACUAGGAAAACUGUGCCGGACCUGGGUGGCCAUCCAUUGACUGGCUCAGCAGACCACUAUUGUCUCUACGACACGUUCCAUGAGGGAAACACUAAAGACCCAAAAGAUAUCCUCCGGAGGAUAAAGAUGGUACCUGAACUGGCAGGGAGAAUCAACAGCCAGGUUGCAGAACAGCUCUUCUCAACUAUGAAGAAAAACAACUAUUACAUGAAUAUGCUCUCGCCAUCUGCUCACGUUUUCAUGAUGCGUAAUGUUAUUCACAAUUACAAUCAGCGGAAGAACGAGAAGAUCAAGGAGGAAUUAAAGAAGCUUGUGACUCCUGAAAUUCAGCUUUGUCUCAAUGAGCAUGGUCGGGCAGAAUUCUGUGCUUCUCAGCCAACAGAGCUUAGCCCCGAACCAGUUGUUGCCUCCUCCUCUCAGCCAGCAGAAAUGGAGUUUAGCUCAGACCCAGAUCUUUCACCACCCUCUAAACGCUCAAGGUUACAGUUGCUCUCCUCAGCUGUUGACCGCACUAAUCCCAACUUUACAGUUGUUGAUUGGACACGAGAACCAAGCGCAAGACUCUGUGAAUUGCUGGACUAUGUUCUGGAUAGUGAGGGUGAUCCUGAGGAGGAAAUUGUCCAAGCCCACAACUCGAUCCUCAAAAGGUCUGACGUUUGGACUCUGGGCCUAGAACGAGAUGUUGAAGCAAUGGGCAUUGCUACCAUGGCUGUGGAUGCCUAUGUGGUGGUCACCUGGCUUCCUCCGUAUGAGGCUUCUCCCAUUGCUAAAAUGAUUUGUGACUUUGCAUCCAAAGACGUGGUGCUUCUCCCUGCCUGGCAGCCUGGGCACUGGACAUUGUGUCCACACCUUCCAGUCUCGAAGCUGUCCAGCAGGACCAGCAGGCACACCCAUCACAACAGAGGACAGGCCAUUCUUACCACCCGAAGUCCUUCAGCUUAUUAUUGA